This is a messenger RNA of Dermatophagoides pteronyssinus (European house dust mite), 1328 nucleotides long. RefSeq names its product phosphatidate cytidylyltransferase, mitochondrial. Lineage: Eukaryota; Metazoa; Arthropoda; Arachnida; Sarcoptiformes; Pyroglyphidae. Gene Ontology annotation, cellular component: mitochondrion. Gene Ontology annotation, biological process: cardiolipin biosynthetic process; CDP-diacylglycerol biosynthetic process. Gene Ontology annotation, molecular function: phosphatidate cytidylyltransferase activity. The record is from RefSeq and is a predicted model, not a curated record.
CUAAAUAGCCGCCCGGUCGCACACACAUCAAAAUACAAGCGAGGACACAUGUGACCAUCACAACGAUUAUAAUUUGUUUUCAACGAAAUGAUUCGUAAUGUUCAAAAAUUAAAAUCUUUAUUAAACAUUUUUCCAUUACAUGAUGAAAUAUCUUAUUGUUUUGCAUAUGGUUCGGCUGUAUUCGAUCAACAUGUACCAAAUGAAACAAACAUCAAUUCAUCGUCUUCAUCAUUAUUAUCAUCGAAAUCUCGAAUGGUUGAUUUAGUUUUAGCUGUUGAUGAUCCAAUCAGAUGGCAUCGUGCAAAUAUGUCAAAAAAUUGGUCACAUUAUUCUGGACUUCGUUAUCUUGGUCCAAAAAACAUUUCGAAUAUACAGAGAAAAUUUGGAGCAAAAGUAUAUUAUAAUACAUUAAUACCAAUCGAAACAGAUUUAUGUAUUAAAUAUGGUAUAAUUUCUACAGAAGAUUUUCUUAACGAUCUUUUAGAUUGGGAUACACUUUAUCUAAGCGGUCGUCUACAUAAACCAAUCUUGACACUUCAUGAAAAUAUCAAACCAAAUGAUGAACAAGAUUUUUCCGUUCGCAAUCUUAACAAUGCUAUUGAACUUAAUCGUCAAAGUGCAUUACAUGCUGCCUUACUUUUGUUACCGGAAAAAUUUACCGAAAAACAGCUUUAUAUGACUAUUGCCAAUUUAAGUUAUUCGGGUGAUUUUCGUAUGUGGUUCGGUGAAGAUCGUUCUAAAGUUGAAAAAAUUGUAUGGCCACAAAUUAAUAGAUUUCGUUUUGUUUAUCAACCGAUAAUUCAAAGUGAUCGAUUUAAACAUCUAAUACGAUGGUCAGAAAAUCAAUCCGACGAAGAUAUUGAUUGGAAAUUUGAACAAAAUUAUUCAAACAAUUCCAUUCAAUGGCAUCUGAAUUUAUUACCGAAAACUGUUCAAUUAUAUAUUGGCCAAAAAUGGUUAGCCGAAAAUACAUUACGAAAAUAUACAAGAAAUCGAUGGAAAGCACGAAAAAUUGUACAUCAAUUCGAUAUGGAAGAUUUAAUGCAUUCGGUUGCAUCCGAUCUUGAAUAUCGUCGUUAUCUACAACGUGCAAUACAAUGGAUUGUUUUCAAAUCAUCCGCAACACAAACUAUCAAAGGUUUUUUCACUGCUGGUCCGACAAAAUCAUUCGUUUAUUCAUGGGAAAAAAUUCUGAAAAUGUUUAAAAGUUUACGUUCAUCAUAAUCUUCUAGUCUAUUGUAAAUUAUUGAAUAAUUUUUUUUUUUUGAUUAUAGAUUGAUUUUAUUUUCUAAUGUAAUUAAUAAAAGAUACAAUUCCAAUUGUAAUCC